UUAAGCAGCUGAAUUUUCCAUUUCCAGCCGUGCCGGAUCGCUUGCCGCGCACACGUGUGUUACGGGGAGCAUCUACGCGAGCGGCCCUGAAGCUCCGUUAAAAGAGCAUUAGCCGGCUGCUGGAGGGGACGAUUGUCGUGGGCACGUAAUAGCGGCGGAACAAACGGCGGCGGCACAGGACACCGAGAAGUCAGUCAAGCUGGGCGACAGGCGAGGAAAGCACAAGCGAGUCAGGAUGGCGGACGAGGGCGUAAUGCAGAACUCGCACGUCGCCAAGGAACUCGAUGUCGACGUUGUCAGCUCAAAGUCGAUAUUACUGAAAGUCAUCGAAGUGGUUGUAUCCAUAUUCGCGGUUGGUCUUGUCGUCGAUCCGUUCAAUUCAUUUCACCGAAUCUUCUUGUACCAGCCGAAACCGAAAAUUGAUGACAUCGCCAUAAUUUACGUGACAGUCGCGGGCUUCAUUCUGAUCAAUACCAUAUUGAUCAUUGGACAUAUGUUCGGUGACCGGAUGCCCAAGAGAACGUCUGUGCUAUUCUCAGCGACCGGAACGAUACUCCACAUUGUCGCCGGCAGUGUCGUUAUCCACAACUGGAGAAAACUUCACAGCAACUACGCUUACGUCUACAAUAACAAUACGUACGCGAGCAAGCAAUACGCGGAUAUGCUGAUAGCCGGGGCCUUCUUCACCUUCGUCGACGCCCUCGUCUUCGCCGUCGACGUCUUCUUUACAAUUAAAUACUUCUAAGAGGCGACCCACCAUCUUUCUCCUCUUCAUUUAAUUAUCUCGCUCUCGACGCCAUUAGCUAAUAUUAUAUGAAAGGUGCUCAAGCACACGCGAGCGUAUGCAGAACUUUUUUCAGAACAAUCGAGGAAGAGAAUGCUGCGCGUUAUAUGUAAUACAAGAGGACAAUUUCAAUAAUUCGACAAUUAUGACUCUGAUUGCUUGACCGUUCUACAAUAAUUGUGACGAUAAUCAUGAAUUUAUCCGACACGUCGUACCUUUCGUACGUUACCGACAAUUAGUUUACUUUAAUUUAUGGCUAACAGUCUCACCCGGUAGAUAGUAACUCAUCAGAUGCUUUAUUUGAAAAUUUGUAUUUAAAUUCACCGAUGGAUAAUAUCGACUUUCAAAUUUUAGCGACGCAGUACAACUCAA
Ceratosolen solmsi marchali is the source of this 1156-nucleotide messenger RNA. RefSeq lists its product as uncharacterized. Bases 236 to 745 code for a protein of 169 amino acids. The record is from RefSeq and is a predicted model, not a curated record. Gene Ontology annotation, cellular component: plasma membrane. Gene Ontology annotation, biological process: septate junction assembly. The transcript is spliced from 3 exons. NCBI's taxonomy places the organism in Eukaryota, Metazoa, Arthropoda, Insecta, Hymenoptera, Agaonidae.